UUUCCCUUUCCUCCCACUGGGAGUCGGGGCUAUGCAUCUACCUCGUCCCGCCCCUGCCUCUGAGUGACAGCACCGUGGACAGCACCAUUUCCAGAGAGACCUGAAGUUUGUCGGCCCUUGCCUUGGCUGAGCUGAGUAAGAAAAAGCAACCAGGACUAUUGCAUUGGUAUCUGGAAUUGACAUUUGCCGGGAAUGAACACAUAGUUUCCUCAAUAAAGAUCUUUCCUUUGGAAGCAUCUUCCCCCUUGGCAGCUCUCCAGAGUUCAGACUUGACAGCAUCAAGGACAAAACGCAAGCAGGCAGUUGGAAGAUCAAAGAUGGGUAGAAAAGAUGCCUCCACUAUCAAACUUCCUGUUGAUCAGUACAGAAAGCAAAUUGGUAAACAGGAUUAUAAAAAAAACAAGCCUAUUUUACGGGCAACCAAAUUAAAAGCAGAAGCAAAGAAAACAGCAAUAGGCAUAAAGGAAGUUGGCCUUGUACUUGCAGCUAUAUUGGCCCUCCUGUUGGCUUUCUAUGCUUGCUUUUAUCUCAGACUCUCCACAGAUGUUGACCCUGAUCUGGAACCAGAUGAAGAUUAACUGAGCAACAAUCAAUACAUGAAAGGAAAAGAAUUUUAUAAAAAGCAUCCCUUGGGACCAAUAAUUUCUAAAGAACUAAAACUGCAGCAUCUUGAAACCGUUCUGCUGAUAUUUUCAGUUUGAAGAACACUCUUUAAACAGUUGCACAGGAUAUCAAGAAAGAACCUUCCUAGCUAUGCAGUCUACAGUGUAUAUUACCAGAUAUUUAUAUAAAGCUUUACAUUUUCAUAGGCAA
Erinaceus europaeus (western European hedgehog) is the source of this 813-nucleotide messenger RNA. It is a transcript of the gene TRIQK, whose product is annotated as triple QxxK/R motif containing. The coding region runs from base 318 to 578 and encodes 86 amino acids. Gene Ontology annotation, cellular component: endoplasmic reticulum membrane. The record is from RefSeq and is a predicted model, not a curated record. The transcript has 5 exons. NCBI's taxonomy places the organism in Eukaryota, Metazoa, Chordata, Mammalia, Eulipotyphla, Erinaceidae.